Molecule: messenger RNA, 2520 nt
Organism: Venustampulla echinocandica
Lineage: Eukaryota; Fungi; Ascomycota; Leotiomycetes; Helotiales; Pleuroascaceae
Exons: 13
Coding region: 1-2520 (839 amino acids)
Biological process (GO): transmembrane transport
Cellular component (GO): membrane
Molecular function (GO): myo-inositol:proton symporter activity
Source: RefSeq, a predicted model, not a curated record
AUGGCUUCCACCUCAAAAGUCCCGAUAGAGGAAGAAACCCAGCCUCGUCCCGAGUCUCCUGGUAAUGGAAUCUCUAGAGCGAGCUCUCAAAAAUCCCCAGCAUCGAUAUCAUCUAAAUCAAGCUCGGAAAGCGACCGGUCCCAAAACGCGCCGGAAAUACAUACAGACGAAUUAGACCUAGACAAUCCAUUUGAGAAGGACAACGACGCAGAACUGGCGAGCAAGGUGAAGACUUUUGUAGAAACAGACCUAGGGUUGGAUAAACACUUCGAACUCCUAAACUGUGGAGCACAACUGGCGAAAGACAAAAACAAUGCCUUGGCCAACGAGUCCUUAUCCCAAAAUUUCUCGGAUGAGCAGAAAGGUUAUCUCAUGGAUGACGAAAAUCUUAGCAAGAUAAGUAUAUGGCCACUUAGCGUGUUGCGACGCAUGAUAUAUGGCAGCCACUCAUCAGAAGGGCCUAAAAAUCGUGAAGAGCACGCUGGGUUUUGGGGACAAUCAAAAUAUCUCAAAGGAUCCCUACUAUCAGCCUGUCUUGCUGGAAUUAUUCAGGGAUGGACGCAAUCUGCGAUGAACGGGGCAAAUUUGGGGAUAACAGAGGAAUUCAACCUCCAUUACACAAGGGGAGACAACGGCCAAAGAAACACUGGGGAUCUAUGGGUUUUUGGGGUUUUAAACGCCAUUCCCUUCCUUGCAGGUGGACUGCUGGCACCUCUCGUCUCUGACCCAUUGCAAGAGUACUUUCUUGGACGCAGGGGCGCUAUUGCCGUUGCAUGUGUUCUCUCGAUCGCUGCGACGAUAGGGCAAUGCUUCGCAACGUCAAUUGCCCAAAUAAUAGGCUGCAGAAUCGUUACUGGGUUAACAUUGGCGGCAAAGGCUUCAUCGGCUCCACUCCUAACAGCUGAAGUGGCCCCGAAUCAUCUCCGCGGAAACCUCUUAUCCACGUGGCAGUUGAGUGAUGCUUUUGGCAUCUUCUUGGGGUUCUCAUCCAACCUGGCAACCUUGCAUAUGAACGCUCCAAAUAAAAUUAUCUGGCGAGUCCAGAUCGCCACAAUCUUGAUACCGACUAUCAUUCUACUGUUUAUCGUAUAUUUUAUGCCUGAAUCUCCACGAUAUCUAAUGAAGCGAGGAAGGCCUGUGAAAGCCCUCGACUCUUUCACCAUGUUACGACCGUCGCCAGUUUCCCGCUUGCUUGCAGCUCGUGACUUAGUGUACGCCCACUUCCAACUGCAAAUGGAAUGCGAAUCCAUAAACAAGCGCAGGGCAAUUCGGCUAGCUCAAAAGCUCAACUCCAAGGAGACAACCCCCACAGCAAUAGGAAAAGAAGACGAAACGGAAAUGGAAAAGGGAAAGGGAAAUAACGUGUCUGAAAAUGAAAUCGAAGUAGCCCCCAAGAAUGAAGAAAAUAGACCUGAUAUCGAAAAAAUACCUGAUGUCGAAAAACAAGGCUCGGCUGGCCUGGUGAGACCGUUAUAUGUAACAUCUGAUUCAGGGACACACUUUUCUCUUGACUUUUUCCGACGAAUCAAACAAACAUUUAACGACGCCCGAUCGCGAAGGGCACUCGUUUGCGCCUCAACUGCGAUGAUUUCGCAGCAAUUGACUGGCAUCAAUACAAUUAUGUUCCUCUCUGCGACCCUCGUGAGCACCAUUAAAGCCUCCGACCGCACCGGAGCGUGGGUAGGCUUCGGCAUCGGACUCUGUAACUUCGUAUUUGGGACGCCAGCAUUUUGGCUGCUUGACUUCGUUGGCCGAGCGAGAAUGCUUCUGCUUGGCUUUGUACCUAUGUUCGUAUUGAUGUUGAUCCUCGCAUUCUCCUUCAAAGAGGGCGCUGAGGGCGCCGCCCUCCCGCCUCUAGUUGGUGUCUUUGGGUUCUUCUAUCUGGUCGCCUAUUCGCCCACGGCUGGGACGUCUCCUUUCGCCAUCUCUGCCGAGGUCUUUCCACUCGUUGUGAGAGAAGUCGGGCAUUCGCUUGCCGUGGCCGUGAAUUUUCUAGGCCUUGGCCUUGUGCUGUUGAUCUUCCCAUCUUUGUCGGGUGCCAUGGGUGGAUAUAGGGGUUCAUUGUCGCUUUUUGCGGGACUUAAUUUGGUUGCGUUUGUGCUAUGUUUCCUUUUUGUUCCGGAGACGAAGGGCAGGUCGCUUGAGGAACUUAGAUCUAUAUUCGAUAUCCCGACGAGGCAGCACAUCAAAUAUCGCUCGAAGUAUGUGGUGCCGUGGUUGUGGAGAAGAUUCCUACAUAUAGUGGCGGCCCGGUUGCCUUCAUGGCUAAAGCGAAAGCCAAAGUCAAAAGGAGAUGCCCAAGAACCUAAUCCUACCAUUGGCUUCCUUGAGUUCCGCGGGUGGUAUGACGGUGAGGUACUGCGGCUGGCUAUCAAAGCCCGGAAUGCCGAAAUUCAGGCGGCUACAACUGCGGCUGCUCAAGCGCAGGCUCCUCAAGCUGAGGAGGACCAUGCCCAGGCUGCCCAACAAAAAGAAUCUGAUCCAGUGCCAGCAAAUAAGGAGAGUAUAGGUGUUAGCUAA